AUGGAGGAUGGCCAGGAGAGACCGAUCGCUUUUGCCUCACGUACGCUCAGCAAGGCGGAAAAGGGCUAUGCACAGCUGCACAAGGAGGCUUUGUCCCUGGUAUUUGGUGUAAAAAAGUUUCACAUGUAUCUGUAUGGAGCUCACUUCACCCUUGUUACUGAYCACAAGCCACUGCUAAGUAUUCUUGGGCCCAAGACAGGUGUACCCACGCUUGCCGCCGCAAGGCUGCAAAGGUGGAGUCUGGUAUUGUCAGCAUACGACUAUGGGAUCGAGUACAGAAAGUCGGAGUCACAUGCGAACGCUGAUGCCUUGUCAAGGCUUCCCGAUAAAACCGCCGAGAUUGAAGAAGCGACAGAAAGCUCUAUCCACUCCUUAUCAUAUAGUGACCAAUUACCAAUCACCUCACAGGAGAUAAGAAGAGCCACAAGGGAAAACCCCGUCUUGGCAAGGGCCUAUGACUACACAUUGAAUGGAUGGCCUGARCAUARYCCUGAUGAAAGUCUUACCCCGUACUUCAGGCGAAGACAUGAAUUAACUACUGAGGAUGGUUGCCYCUUGUGGGGUUUGCGGGUAGUUAUUCCYCCCACCUAUCGACACAGAUUGUUAACAGAACUCCACGAAGAACAUCACGGAAUCGUCAGAAUGAARUCACUGGMUAGAUGUUACCUGUGGUGGCCUGGUCUAGAUCAUGAAAUUGAGGAGUUAGUACAAGAUUGUGACAUUUGCCAGUCUACAAGACGCCUACCGGCAGAAGCACCAUUACUAUCCUGGGCUUGGCCUACCAGGCCUUGGCAGAGGGUCCAUGUAGACUUUGCAGAGAAAGGAGGGGUUAUGUUUUUMAUCUUGAUAGAUGCCCACUCAAAAUGGAUUGAAGUGACACCUAUGUCCUCAACCACAGCUGAACGAACAAUAGAUGUCUUGAGAUCGUGUUUUGGUCGUUACGGUCUGCCGGAGCAGUUGGUAUCYGACAAUGGGCCCCAAUUCACCUCUCGUGAGUUUAAGCUUUUCAUGGAAAGAAAUGGAAUAAAACACAAGCUUAUGCCUCCCUAUCAUCCCAGUUCUAAUGGGGCUGCAGAACGUUCGGUGCAAAUCGUCAAGAUGGGUCUGGAGAAACAGGUUAUUGCGAACAAGACAGGAACUCUUAACCAGCGUCUCUCACAGUUUUUGUUGAUGUAUCGCGUGACACCUCACAGUACCACUGGGCGCACUCCCUCGGAGCUUUUCCUUAAACGGGAACUCAGAACACGCCWUACCCUCCUGAAACCCAACCUGGACAAAUCAGUUAAAGAGAAACAGAAUCUACAGAAGAAAGGUCAUGAUAAGGGAAGGGUGGCAGAGCGUCUUUUCCAAUGCAACGAUUUAGUGAGGGUUAGGAACUUCACUAGGGGAAAGGAACUUUGGCUGCGUGCUCGCGUAGUGAAGGUAAAUCAAAUAUAG
Messenger RNA from Exaiptasia diaphana, 1437 nucleotides. RefSeq lists its product as uncharacterized. Gene Ontology annotation, biological process: DNA integration. Lineage: Eukaryota; Metazoa; Cnidaria; Anthozoa; Actiniaria; Aiptasiidae. Gene Ontology annotation, molecular function: nucleic acid binding. The coding region runs from base 1 to 1437 and encodes 478 amino acids. The record is from RefSeq and is a predicted model, not a curated record. The transcript has 2 exons.